GUCUGACCUUCUCGCAAUUGCUUCUUAAUUCUUACAUUCUUCUUAACCCAUUAGAAUACAAAUCAGAUGGAUUCUCCUGGGACAGCUAUGGGUCUGUGUUCCAUUUGAGAGUUGCUGAUAGUCACGUAGGUCAGAAAGCAGUGCCAAACUGUAUACACCUCUGUGCAUAGUCAUGGUGACACACCUCCUGUACUAACCCUGAACGACUAUUUUGUGUGGUGAUGUACCCACACACGCACGUCUUCCUGGUCUUGUGUGGUCUCGGUUCGUGCAAGAAGCUAGGCUAUAUUCUGCCGUCGUUCCUUUGCGUAUUGGAGUAAAUUACAUGCAGUUUACACAAUAGGACAUAAAACAUUAUGGAUGGUGAUUUAAGCUAUUGCCUACAAUAGCAUUGUCCGUCCUGGAACGAAGGUUAAUGCUGUUCCGUUCCGUUUCUUUUGUUCUUCUGUUUUAUGUUUUGUUGACUUAAACAGCAGGUCCAUAACGGAUUUUUGAGAUCACAAUCUGAUUGCAUUGGGACUAAAAAUUCCUCGUUUAACCGGUCUGCUAAGUUUUGAGAAUUCUACCCGUCCCUGUCCGCCAAUAGAAAGCCGGAAUCAUCGCAAUUGCAGAGAAUAAGCAGAGGAGUAACAAUGUGUUCAUUUGUAAACAGACUGAAACCCGUUCUGGCCUACUCGCUAUGCUUCCAAAAAGGGUAUUCGCGUAAAGUUCCAGCCCACAUCAAGCACAUCGGCCCGGGCUUACGCACCAGCAAGCAGCCCCUGGAUUCAGUCAUCAUAAGACCGUACUGCUCCAGGAUGGAGUUCGGAAAAGGACUUUUCUUCAGGCAGCUGUUCGAGUCAGAGAGCAGCACCUACACCUAUCUACUGGCUGAUAAAGAGAGCAGGGAGGCAGUCCUCAUUGAUCCAGUACUGGAGACAGUUGAAAGGGAUUUGAAGCUGGUAGAGGAACUGGGGUUUAAUCUGAAAGUGGCAGUGAACACCCACUGCCAUGCAGAUCACAUCACAGGUACCGGAUUGCUAAAGAACAGGCUUUUCGGGAUGAAAAGUGCUAUAUCGCGGCACAGUGGAGCCAGCGCAGACAUCCUCCUGUCAGAGGGCGACAAGAUCCACUUUGGCAAACACCAUCUGUCAGUGAGGGAGACUCCGGGGCACACCGACGGCUGUGUGACGCUGGUGACCGAGGACCACAGCAUGGCCUUCACUGGGGAUGCACUGCUCAUCAGGGGCUGUGGCAGGACUGACUUCCAACAGGGCUGCUCCAGAAAGCUCUAUGAAUCAGUCCACCAGAAGAUCUUCACUUUACCUCCCCAGUGCCUCGUCUUCCCUGCACAUGACUACAAAGGUCAGACCGCCUCCACAGUGGGUGAGGAGAAGCGGUUUAACCCCCGUCUGACCAAGAGCAUGGAGGAGUUUGUGGACAUCAUGGUCAACCUGAACCUCCCCAAGCCUGCUAAGAUAGAUAUUGCGGUGCCUGCGAACUUGGUGUGUGGACUCCAUGAGGUUUGAAUGUCACUUAGAAAAUGGUUUAAUGAUUUUGCUCUGCUUAAUAUUAGGAGGAAAAGGGAAACUUAUUUUAACAAUUAAAUGCAAUAUGUAAUAUGUCAUAUCCAAAUUGAAGUUUUCAUUUUAAAUCAUUGUCAUACAAUGUAUACAUUUUCUUUCCAAUUUGAACAUUCCUCUUUGUUGUUUGCUUAUGAACAAAUCUGUGGUCAUCAUUUGGUGGGUAAAUAGUAGAUACUGAACUUGUAAAAUAACAUUAAUUAUUAUAAAUUAUCUUAAAUACUUGACAUGUACAUUCUGACUGAGUAACAUUUCUACUAAAAUCUUUUUUUUGUAGUAGUACAAUGACCCAUUUUUAUAUUUAAUCAAAUGUGUUGUAAUUAAAAUGUCUAAAUGAACUCUUUCUUUGACCACACCUUUACAAAUUGUAGAGUUACUUCUGGAACAUUUUCUGAUGGAAGGUUCCAUUCAUGGUUUAUUCAUGAAUGCUGGACUGAUGCGGUCCAUAACCACUAAAAUGACUCCCAAAAACCAACACAACCAGCAGUAAUAGCCAUGGCUACUUAGGUGCAGAACAGGGUGCUGGUAUUUCAGUUACUUGUCACCAAAGGCCUUCAGCAUGUAGAGGUCAAAUGGGCAUCCCAUGUCCAAGCAUUUCCCUUGGACUCACUGACAGCAACAAUAUCUGGUGUACAGUAUAUAAUCACCAACAUCAAGCCAACUUCCUCAUAAACAAUCAUGUUAUGAAUA
Esox lucius (northern pike) is the source of this 2252-nucleotide messenger RNA. It is a transcript of the gene ethe1, whose product is annotated as ETHE1 persulfide dioxygenase. The transcript has 7 exons. Gene Ontology annotation, molecular function: sulfur dioxygenase activity. Bases 633 to 1508 code for a protein of 291 amino acids. Lineage: Eukaryota; Metazoa; Chordata; Actinopteri; Esociformes; Esocidae. Gene Ontology annotation, biological process: hydrogen sulfide metabolic process; glutathione metabolic process. The record is from RefSeq and is a predicted model, not a curated record.